AUGUUAAUAUUUGUCCGUGGUUUAUCUGGUACAGUCACACCUCUUAAUGUGAGUCCAUAUGACAGUGUAUUGUCUGUAAAAAUAAGGAUAUUUUACUUAAAAAAUAUAUCUGUUCACGACCAACACUUAUUAUACUCUGGUGUUGAAUUAACAGAUCAAACAAUUCUAUCUACUGUAAAUAUUGGACAUGGCGCUUUAUUACUUCUUGUCCUAGGAUUAAGAACUGGACCAUUAGGUAGAUAUGAUUUAUGCACAUCAAUCAAUCAAAAAUAUUCCAAUAAUGACAUUUCAUCACAGUCUGCUAAUAAUAAUAAUAAUGACGAGACGGAAUAUACGCGAUUGUUGUCUCUCUUGUCAUCCUCCUCUUCUUACCCAUCUGUGUCAUCAUCAUCAGCAGCAGUGCCAACUGUCGUUUUUCCAUCGAUAUGUGUAACAGCUGUUGUCAAUGCAACUAAAAUAGCAUCAAAUGAAUUAGAACAAACUGAAACUAAUCUACUAAUGAAUUCAUUUGAAUCCUAUAAUGACAAUAAUGAUGAAAAUAUUAAUUCUAAUAGUUUCACAUCAUCAGAUGAUGAAAUUUAUCGAAUUGCUGAAAUUCUUGGUUAUGCUAUUGAUAACAAUGAACAGUUGUUAUCACCUUCAUUAUAUGAUUUCCCUACAACAGUAACGGACGAAAGUCAAUUAUAUGACUAUGAUAAUAAUGAUAUUGAUGAGACUGAUAUUUAUUAUCAUUAUGAACAGUCGUUUACUCCACCUCAACAAUUGAGUUGGGUAAUAACAUCGAGUUAUAAUUCCACACAACAAUUAAACAUACCAGAAACUAAUUCUUAUGAAUUAUGUGAUAAUAUCAAUUCAAACAACAAUUCAUUUCAAUAUAUUCAUGGAUUUAAAACUAUUGAAACACCUUCUAAACAUUAUCAAUCAACUGAUUCGUUAUUUGAUAAAACCAAUACAUCUACUUCUACUACUACUACUAGUAGUACCAAUAGUGUUAUCAUGAAUUCUUCCUAUGAUCAAUUGAAAGAUAAUUCAAUCUUCCCUUGUCUAAAAGAAGACGAUGAUAACAAUGAUAAUAAUAGCAAUAAUAACCAUACUAUUGUUGAUGUCAGAAGAUCUACACGUAAUAAUGAUAAGACAACUGCUAUGAUUGUUCACAAUGAUAAUGAUGAUGAUGAUUUUCAUUUGGACAGACAUUAUUCCAAUUCAAAUACUAUUCCUUUAUUGAAUACUACUACCAAUACUACUACUAUUACACAUCUUCCUAUUUCAUCCGGUGAUAAUUCUAUCACACAAUUAUUGAAUAAUUCAACUAUUAAUUUCAUUAAUAAUCCAUUAAUUAUCAAUCAUUUUCAAUCAUUAAUCAAUUCACCUUGUUCAUAUUCAUUUUAUUUAAUGAUGCAAAUGAAAUUAUUAUGUAAUAAUCAAUUUCAUUCAAAUGAAUAUUUAUUUAAUUUAAUACCAAAUAAUAAUACUAUUGUUAUGAAUAGAAGAACAUCAUAUACAAACAAAACUUUCGAAUCACCAUUGGAUCAAAAUUAUCUUCCACAAAUCACUAGAAGUCAUUCCAAUCAUUUAAAUAACAAUGAAUAUAAUAUUACUGAAAGUUAUUAA
Messenger RNA from Schistosoma mattheei, 1611 nucleotides. Lineage: Eukaryota; Metazoa; Platyhelminthes; Trematoda; Strigeidida; Schistosomatidae. The record is from the annotation of a GenBank genome assembly.